UUGUUACAAUCUGUUUCUUUCAUCUCUCCUCAAUUUCUCUUUGGGUAAAUUUAUCCGCUCCCUUUAACUGAUUGACCUUUCCGUAUCAUCUCAUGGUUGGUUCAAUCAUGUAAUUGUAUUUCAAUCUGGCCGACGCGCAAAUUUCUCUUUGCGAAGUUACUUAUUAACUCAUGAAUUUGGCAAAAUGGUCUGUUGUAGUUUUUUGGUUUUUUUCCCCUGCCAAUUUUUGUUUAGCUUUACAGUUAGAUGUACAUUGAUUAUUUUCCUGCAUGGGUGUCUGGGCGGUAAUUUUCAGGUUUUUUUUCUUUUUGCCUAAGUUGUUAAAGUGAUGUUUGUAUUCGUGCCAAUUCAUAUUUGCCAAUAAACUUAUGUCUCAAAUAUUGCAUGAAAAUUGUCCAAUCUAUCAGAGUCAAUAUCGUUUGCAGAUUCCUUCCUAUGUUGAUCAGCUAAGCUUUGUUCCUACUUUUUUCUAAACCUUUUUGCAUCUUCGACAUACAGAGUGACCAAAUUAAGACUUUAAGUGUGGUAUGCUGAGGGUGUGCGUAUCCACUGUUGAAAUUUGUGAAAUCACGGAUGGGUUUUGUUUGAAAUUUGUGAAAUCACGGGAUCGAUGGAUAUGGCUACUUAUAUGGUGUGCACAUCCGAAGUAUGUACACUGGGUGGGAAAUUAAAUGGAAGCCUGAAAUUUCAUUAGAGAAGAACUCCAUAUUUAAAUGUUUGUUUUGACGCAGGAACAUCUACUACUAAAGGAUAAUGAGCUUCUAUCUUGGCUCGCUUCUGUGCCAUAAACUUUUAAUGCAAAGGAAACCCACCUGCCUGCCUGCACUCCUACUUACAGAUGGACCCGUUCUACAUUUCAUUCACUCGAUCAUCAGCCACUCCACAUCUGUCUCCUACUUACAGAUGGCCUCGUUCUGCAUUUCAUUCACUCGACCAUCAGUCAGUCCAUCAUCUGUCACUCACUCACCUCACUGCCCAAAGUUGCCAUUUUUCAAGAAUUGGUGUGGUGGGAUCUAUCAAUUCAUCAUGCUAUGCCUGCCACCACCGAUCAUAAGGAGAUCAAUGAAUUCUGUCAUGCCAUGCCUUCCAUUACUGAACUCCUGCUGUUUGAAUGGUGAAGCAUGCUUGGCAAUGACAACUCAGACCUGAAACUUUGGAUUUAAACCUUUAGUAUGCAACCAUGAUCAUGAUUUAGUUCAUCAUGCAAGGCUCUACAUCCUUAUGUUCAUCAGCUCUGCACGUAUUUGCAGGGUUUGCAUUUAUUUAUUUUGAAGAUGAACGUGAUGCUGAAGAUGCCAUCCGUGGUCUUGACAACAGACCAUUUGGAUAUGACAGGCGCAGGCUGUCAGUAGAGUGGGCCAGGGGUGAACGUGGUCAUCCUCGGGAUGGCUCUAGGUCAAUGGCUAACCAGAGACCUACUAAAACCUUGUUUGUUAUAAACUUUGAUCCGCACCUCACAAGGGUCCGUGAUAUAGAGAGACAUUUUGAGCCUUACGGGAAGGUUUUACAUGUUCGAAUUCGAAGGAAUUUUGCGUUUGUGCAGUUUGAAACACAGGAUGAUGCGACAAAAGCUCUGGAGUGCACACAUAUGAGCAAGCUUUUAGACAGGGUGAUUUCUGUUGAGUAUGCCCUAAGGGAUGAUGGUGAAAAAGAUGACAGAUAUGAUAGCCCCAGGAGAAGUUAUGGCAGAAGGGAGAGUCCUUAUAGGCGCUCUCCAAGUCCAAUGUAUCGCAGGGGUCGGCCUAGUCCUGACUAUGGGCGCUCUCGCAGCCCAGUUUAUGAUAGGUAUAAUGGUUCAUCAUAUGAUAGACCCAGAAGCCCUGAAUACGGCAGGUAUAGGAGCCGCUCACCUGUGCGAAGGUCAAGAACGUGACUGAUGAUCAUGGUUGAUGAAUGAUGGUGCUUGUCAGGCUGUGGUGGUUCUAAUGAACAAUAGGUUUACCAGACAGUAGAAGUUAGAUGUAUUUCGUCCAAUAGAAUGUGUAUUAGAAGUUCGUGGAGUUGGUAGGAUGUGAUAUGAUUAGUAGAUACGUUAUAUGAACCAGCAUGUUGUGGCUGUUUUUAGAACUCUUUAAAGAGUACAUUAUUUUGUGAAGUCAUUGGCAAUUAGAACGGCUCAAAAUUUGCCUGCUAA
Diospyros lotus (date-plum) is the source of this 2134-nucleotide messenger RNA. Its product is annotated as serine/arginine-rich splicing factor RS31-like. Gene Ontology annotation, molecular function: RNA binding. Gene Ontology annotation, cellular component: nuclear speck. NCBI's taxonomy places the organism in Eukaryota, Viridiplantae, Streptophyta, Magnoliopsida, Ericales, Ebenaceae. Gene Ontology annotation, biological process: mRNA splicing, via spliceosome. The transcript is spliced from 5 exons. The record is from RefSeq and is a predicted model, not a curated record. Bases 1202 to 1873 code for a protein of 223 amino acids.